AUGCUUAUCACAAAUCAAACAGAUGUGAAGGAACUAUUAAAUACUUUAAAAAACCAAUUACUAAUCCGAGAUCUAACAUAUAAAUACACAGUCGGAAUAAGAUACAUUGAGAUAUACUUUGCUAAUUCUCAGGUUACCAGCGGAGGAACAUUUAAGGAGCUGCCAGAUUGGGUUAAGAAUAAGCGAGCUAUUAUCAAUAUUCAGAACAAAGAUGAUAAAUGCUUCUUAUAUUCAGUUCUUGCGGAUCUCUAUCCAACAUCUAAAGAAAUCAAGAACCCUAACAGAGUAAGCAACUAUGAUAAGUAUCUUGAUAAAUUGGAUUAUCAAGGCUUUGAGCUUCCUAUGAAAGUAAAAGAUAUUUGUAAGUUUGAGACUAAAAACAACCUAGCAAUAAAUGUUUAUACUAUCACUAACAAAAAGAUUGUUACAUCUCAUGUUUCUAAUAAAGACCACAGCUUGAAACGCAUAAAUUUAAUGCUACAUGAUGGGCAUUACUCAUAUAUUAAGAGCAUCAACGCAUUGUUAGGACAUGACGCAACAGAUAAUCGGUCGUUAUUCUGUGACAUAUGUUGUACAUGUAACUUUAAAAGUAAGCAAGCCCUAGAAAAUCAUAAGAAGUUCUGUAUUACAAAUAAUUACCAAAGGCUUGAGAUGCCAAAGCAAAAAGAAGAAAAUGAAAAAAUUUAUAUUAGCUUCAAUAAGCAUGUCGCACUUAAUAAGUUACCUAUUAGAAUAUAUGGAGACUUUGAGGCUAUACAAGAUUAUAACGAUACAAAGAUUAGUAAGAAUGGCAACACUUCAUAUUACAGUAAACAUAAGGCAGCCAGCUUUAAAAUAUUGAUUGUCUCAGACAUUCCGCUUAUUGGGUUUGAUCAUAAAAAAGUAAAUGAUAAGUAUAUUUAUGAUUACUUGUAUCGAGGAGAAAAACCCGCUUAUGAGUUUGCAAGCUUGCUUAUGAGAAUUAAAGACGCACUUAAUAACUCAAUAAAUUCAGCCCUUGAAGAACAUGAAGAUUAUAAAACAAUUUGUAUGAACUCAGAGCAAAAACAAGAGUAUAAUAAAACUAGAAAUUGUCCUUGUUGUAAAUGUGUAUUUGAUCAUACAAAUUAUAAAUGCAGGCAUCAUAACCAUUUCACUGGUGAUUACAUCAUGCCUUUGUGUAGAAAUUGUAACUUAAAAGCUAACCUAAAGCGUAAUAAUAUAGAUAUCCCAGUCAUAUUUCAUAACAGCAAUUAUGAUAAAAAUCUAUUCUUGACAGAAUUUGGCAAAUUCUACAAUGUUAAAGAAAUAAGCGUAAUUCCAGAUAAUACCGAGAAAUUUAAAUACUUCAAGGUUGGACAAUACUCCUUUAUAGAUAGCUUUAGGUUUAUGUCAUCUGGACUUGAAAAGCUUAUAAACAACAUUCCUAAAGACAAAAGGACAUAUUUGAGAUCUCUUUGUGAAACAGAAGAACAGUUUAAAUAUUUGAAUGGUAAGGGUAUAUUUCCUUAUGAAUGGUUUGACAGCAUUGAAAAAUUUGACUAUCCAAUAACUGAGCUUAAAAAAGAAAGCUUUAAGUCUGAGAUCAAAAGAAGCUCUGGAUGUUCUGAAGAAGAAUAUGAUGAGCUUCUAGAAACAGUUGAAGCACUUAACAUAAAAACAUUUGGUGAGUAUCAUGAUAUAUAUCUACAUAAAGAUGUUAAUGGCUUAGCUGAUGUAUUUGAAAGCUUUAUAGAGCUUAGCAUUAAGACUUAUAAACUUGACCCCUGCUUCUUUGUUGGCACUCCUUCCUAUGGGUGGUCCGCUAUGCUCUUGCUUACAAAUGUCAAGCUUGAAAAUUUGACAGAUAUUGAAAUGUAUGAAUUCUAUGAGGCAGGAAUAAGAGGCGGUCAGUCUAUCAUAAUGAGUAAGAAAUUUAAGGCUAAUAAUAAGUAUCUUGAAGAUUAUAACCCUAAUAAACCAUCUUCAUAUCUAUAUUAUGGAGAUGCUAAUAAUCUUUACGGUUGGGCUAUGUCUCUACCUCUUCCCAUUGGAGGUUUUACAUGGUUAAAAAAUCCUGAACUAUUUGAUAUUGAAAGUUUAAGAGAAGAUGAGGGGGCAACUCUAGAAGUAGAUUUAAGAUAUCCAGAAGAAUUACAUGACUACCAUAAUGAUUACCCUUUAGCUCCUGAAAAAAUAAAACUUGGUAAUUGUGAAAAGCUAUGUGGUACUCUUCACAAUAAGAAAAAUUAUGUUAUAGACUAUAGAAACUUGAAACUAUAUCUUAGUUUAGGUCUUGAGCUUACAAAGAUACAUAGAGUUAUCACAUAUAAACAGCAAGCAUGGCUUAAGCCUUGGAUUGAUAAAAACACUGAUCUAAGAAAAUUAUCAAAAAAUGACUUUGAAAAAGAUUAUUAUAAGCUCAUGAAUAAUGCUGUAUUUGGUAAGACUAUGGAGAAUGUAAGAAAUAGGGUUAAGGUAAAGCUACCAACUACAUUAGAGAAAGCACAAAAAUAUUCAAAUAAGCCUAACUGUACUAAAUGGGAAAUUAUACACAAUGAAAUGGUAUUAGUUUCAUUGAAAGAAGAAAGCGUAAAACUAGAUAAGCCAAUAUAUGCUGGGUUCUCUAUAUUGGACCUGUCUAAAUAUCUAAUGUACGACUUCUAUUACAACAUAAUGAAGCCAAAAUAUAAAGAAAAUCUCAAGCUUCUAGCAACAGACACAGAUAGCUUCUUCUUUGCUGUAUAUACUGAAGAUCUUUAUAACGAUAUAUGGGAGAUGCGCGAACAUUUUGAUAUGAGCGAGUACAGCAAAGAGAACCCUUUACACGAUGAAACAAAUAAAAAAGUUAUUGGCAAAUUUAAGGAUGAACUAGGAGAUAAAAUUAUGUCAGAGUUCAUAGGAGUACGACCAAAAUGCUACUCCUAUAAAAAAUACAGCAUGAAAGAUGGAUAUGAAAAUGUGAAGAAAUUGAAGGGUGUUCCUUCUGCUAUUGUAAAGACUGACAUUAAACAUGACGACUACGAUAAAUGUGUUUCUGAGAAUAAACCGCUAACUUGUAAGGUACAUGGAAUAAGAAGCUCUAAGCUUCAAAAUUAUACAAUAAAACAGUCUAAGACUGCUUUGAGUAAUACAGAUGAUAAAAGAUAUUGGGACGUAUCUUUAGGAUUUAGUAGCUUGGCACUUGGACACUAUAGAAUAAAUAAUUAA
Messenger RNA from Guillardia theta CCMP2712, 3168 nucleotides. RefSeq lists its product as hypothetical. The record is from RefSeq and is a predicted model, not a curated record. The transcript has a single exon. Lineage: Eukaryota; Cryptophyceae; Pyrenomonadales; Geminigeraceae. The coding region runs from base 1 to 3168 and encodes 1055 amino acids.